UCAAAUCGAGUGGCAUGGGUCGACACAUCUCAACUAAAACGAUUCUUCGCCAAAUAUAGAAUUAAGGAUAAGAAUCGCUGAAAGCAACCCUUCAAUACAAAUCACCAUUUCUAUAAAUUACAUCGACUGUGUGCGAGAGCAAUGGUUAGUGGCUGCGGCCAUUUUUGGAGCUUACGUCAAUUUUAAUGGCUUCUCUCUGGAACCCACCUGUUGCCUCCUUCUCCCCAAUCAGACCCACCUUGAAUCCAUCAAAAAUGGCGUCCAAUUUCAACCAUACCCUUCUUCGCAGAGGCAACGAUACUGGCAUUGGCGAUGGCAAAGGCGUCUCGUCUUCUCUUUCGAUGGCUACUGGUUGGAGCUCUGAUGGUGGCGAUAAGAGCACUAGGAAGCUUCCUGUUCUGCUGUUUGAUAUCAUGGGUACCAUUGUUCGUGAUCCAUUCUAUGAAGAUGUUCCCGCCUUUUUCAGAAUGCCCAUGGAGGAACUACUUGAACUCAAACACCCAACCGUGUGGCUAGAAUUUGAGAAGGGUUUGAUUGAUGAGGCAGAGCUGGAAAAAAAAUUCUUUAAAGAUGGGCGAGCUGUUGAUUUUGAAGGCCUCAAAAACUGUAUGAUAAGGGGUUACUCCUACCUAGAAGGCAUUGAAGAAUUGCUAAAUGCACUAAAAGAGAAAAACUAUGAAAUGCAUGCCUUCACAAACUAUCCUAUUUGGUACGAAAUGAUCGAGGAGAAGUUGAAAAUCUCGAGAUAUCUAUCGUGGACCUUCUGCUCUUGUAAAAACGGAAAGAGGAAGCCGGAUCCUGAUUUCUACUUGGAAGCCCUGAGACAUCUUGAAGUUGAGCCAGCUAGCUGUAUUUUCAUUGAUGACAGAAAGAAAAACGUAGAAGCAGCGAAAGAAGUCGGCAUUGUAGGCUUACAUUUCAGAAGUGCAGAUUUACUACUACAGGAUCUCUGUCGUCUGGGACUCGAUAUUUCACCCGAUAUUCAUCGCUUGAACUCGGCAGCAUCGACAUGAACGUACCGGACACGUUGCUGAGGUUUGUUCUGUUUCUUUUUCUUGAUUUGGAAAUGAAAAAUGAACUCAUCUUUACUAUGAUUCAAUUGAUUUCCAUAAUGGCAUGCUGUGUUGAGAUUGUUCUGGCUGUGGAUUCUUUUGUGGGAUUCUGUUUACUGUUCAUAAUGUUCAAAACAUUCAUCUGUAAUCAAUACAAUUAUGAGCAAAUCAAUACUCAUCUGUUCUUCAUUA
Cucurbita maxima (winter squash) is the source of this 1244-nucleotide messenger RNA. Its product is annotated as flavin mononucleotide hydrolase 1, chloroplatic. Bases 186 to 1013 code for a protein of 275 amino acids. The record is from RefSeq and is a predicted model, not a curated record. NCBI's taxonomy places the organism in Eukaryota, Viridiplantae, Streptophyta, Magnoliopsida, Cucurbitales, Cucurbitaceae. The transcript has 7 exons.